AUGGAUUAUCGAGGAGAUGAGCAUAUUUCAAGUUACGGCCAAGAUACUCGCAUGUUGCUCUUUGUCUUUUUUGUUUUUCCAUUUUCUAUUCAAUCUGCUCGCUCACUCGUCGGGUUUCGCCGCGUCGUGCGAGUUCAAUCUGCCGUAUUUGAUGUGAAAAAUUAUGGUGGUAAAGCCGAUGGCAAGUCAGAUAUUAGCAAGGCAUUAUUGGGCGCGUGGAAAGAGGCUUGUUCAGCAAAGGGUUCCAACAUAGUUGUAGUACCCAAAGGAACAUAUUCCAUAGGUUUAACUGACUUAAAUGGUCCAUGCAAGGGAGCCAUGGAGCUUCAAGUCCAAGGAACCUUAUUGGCACCGAUAAACCCUAGCAGUUAUGCCAAGGACAGCUGGAUUACUUUUGCAUACAUUGAUCAAUUCAAAUUAUCCGGUGGUGGAACCUUCGACGGACAAGGGCAAGUGGCUUGGAAGCAAAAUAACUGCGGUCGAAAUCCAAAAUGCAAGAGACUUCCAGUUUAUGUGCUUCUUGUCCCUUUAAAAACACGCCAGAGCUUGCGGUUUGACUUCAUCACCAACAGCGUAGUUCAGGACGUAACAUCGCUCGAUAGUAAGAAUUUCCAUGUCAAUCUUCUAGGUGGCAAAAACCUUACUUUCGAUCGCUUCACGAUCACUGCACCAGGAGAUAGCGUCAAUACAGAUGGAAUUCACAUCGGGCAUUCAAACGGGAUCAACAUUAUUAAUUCAAAUAUUGCCACCGGCGAUGACUGCAUCUCCAUUGGUGGUGCCAGCGAACAAAUAAGGAUCACAAACGUACGAUGUGGACAUGGACAUGGCAUUAGCGUGGGAAGUUUAGGGAAGACCACUGAUGAAUUUGUCUCUGGAAUUUUCGUAAGGAACUGCACCUUCUAUGACACCGACAAUGGAGUGAGAAUUAAGACAUGGCCGGCAUUACAUGGUGGCAUGGCCUCUGAUAUGCAUUUCGAGGAUAUUAUGAUGAAAAAUGUCCGCAACCCUAUCAUUAUAGAUCAAAUGUACUGCCCAUGGAAUCAGUGCAAUCCAAAGGUAACGCGAAAAGAAAUGAAAAUGAAAGAGUCUCUUAAUGCAUUGUCCGUGGACAAAUCUGCCCGCAACAUGAAAUUUCUGUAACCCUUUGCCGUUUCUGAUGUUUGUUUCAGCUUCCGUCAAAAGUUAAGAUCUCCAACGUCACCUUCAAGAAUAUUAGGGGCUCUUCAGCGACCGCAGUAGCUGUUCGACUUAAUUGCAGCAGCAGUUUUCCAUGCCAGAAGGUCGAGCUCGCUGACAUUAACUUGACGUACGGAGGAAAGGAAGGCCCUGUAAAAUCCUUGUGUGCAAAUGUUAAACCCACACUUAAGGGAAAAUUGACUCCAACCAUUUGCUAGUAUUGUCAACGCUCAAACCUCGCAGCUCCUAGCCGCGAUACAUGGAUUAUCGAGGAGAUGAGCAUAUUUCAAGUUGUAAGUUUUACCAAAUAAAACGAGACACUUCAAAGUUUCCUUUUAUAUAGGUUACUGCGUGGGUAGACGGCCAAGAUACUCGCAUGUUGCUCUUUGUCUUUUUUGUUUUUUCCAUUUUCUAUUCAAUCUGCUCGCUCACUCGUCGGGUUUCGCCGCGUCGUGCGGUGAUUAAACUGACAACAGAAAACAUGAGAUUACAGUCGAAGGCAGUUUGGCCAAGUUUCGACCCUAGAAAAAAUUAUUCUGUCCGAAUUUUCAGGCUUUUUAUAGAUUUUUCGUACAGUUUUGAACGUUAUUUUCAUCACGAUAGAGUAAUCGUAUUAAAAUUUCCACUCAAAGGCACACAUUGUCCAUGAGAAGAAAAGAUAUGCGUAUUCUUUGGUGCUGAACUCAAUUUGAUGCUAGAUUUACACAAUCCACUCCCUAAAGAAUUUGUUGAGUUUCGUUGCACAGUGCGGUGAUGAAAUCGACAAAAGAAAAUUUAACACUACAGCAUAUCAUGAACUCCUUCAGCGUAAUCCAAUGUAAUGGAUGCGAUGCAACGCAACAUUUUCGGCUCAAAUGAGAAAAGAAACUGGGCCGCGGGAAACAAAAUGCGGUUUUUUUAGAAAGGUUUGCGAAAUAAGAGACUCAUGAAAUUAGGGCUGCUCAUUUAAAACUUAUUAUCGGGAACCUAAGAAACUCGUUUAAUAAAAACUUAUUCAUUUGAUGGGUCGAGGUGCUGUGAGAAUUUCAACACAUAAUAGGUCCACGUGAUGCUGCACAAGGGUCGCCCAAAGAAAGGCAUGAGUUGUCAACACAUAAUAGGUCCACGUGGCAAGAUCUGAUGAGUGGGUAGCGCGGCCCCACUCUAGGAAAGGAAGGCCCGCACACCUCAACACCCUGUUUAUUAGCAUAACUGGCCCUCCCCUGGAUAAGAUGAGUCUCGGCACAAAGUUAUCAUUAUCAGGCACAGUCCCGCGUAUACCCAUUAUGGCUAUAGUCGCGGGAUCACCGACCUAUUAGCCGGCGAUAUCCCUGAUCAAGCAAACGAUCACAUCAUCAUUGGAUUAUCAGA
Messenger RNA from Manihot esculenta (cassava), 2526 nucleotides. Its product is annotated as exopolygalacturonase-like. The transcript has 5 exons. Gene Ontology annotation, molecular function: polygalacturonase activity. The coding region runs from base 1 to 1140 and encodes 379 amino acids. Gene Ontology annotation, biological process: carbohydrate metabolic process. The record is from RefSeq and is a predicted model, not a curated record. NCBI's taxonomy places the organism in Eukaryota, Viridiplantae, Streptophyta, Magnoliopsida, Malpighiales, Euphorbiaceae.